CCCCCCUCGUUUGGGAAAACAAAUGCGUUAAAAGCAUAGCAGGGAGCUACCGAGCGCUAGAGAGAAGAAAUAAAGAGGGAAAAUAUUGACGCGCCUGUAAAUAUAUAUAUAUUAGAGAAUAUUCGUUUAAGUCAGGUUAGAUCUCGAAUAUUCAAAUUGUCGAUUAGCGAUGGCACAGCCUUUGGUGAAGAAAGACGAUGAUCGCGACGAGGAAGCGGAUUACUCUCCAUUUUUGGGGAUUGAGAAGGGUGCUGUUCUUCAAGAUGCUAGAGUUUUCAAUGACCCUUAGCUUGAUCCUCGAAGAUGCUCUCAGGUUAUCACAAAGCUUCUUUAUCUACUGAACCAAGGAGAAGCAUUCACUAAGGUUGAAGCGACAGAGGUUUUCUUUGCUGUGACAAAGCUGUUCCAAUCAAAGGAUAUAGGUUUGAGGAGAAUGGUCUAUGUGAUGAUAAAGGAGCUAUCUCCAUCAGCAGAUGAGGUUAUUAUUGUUACAAGCUCUCUCAUGAAGGACAUGACUAGCAAGACUGAUAUGUAUCGAGCAAAUGCAAUUCGUGUUCUUUGUCGGAUAACAGAUGGAACUCUUCUAACCCAGAUUGAACGAUACUUGAAACAAGCAAUUGUUGACAAAAACCCAGUUGUUGCAAGUGCAGCCUUAGUCAGUGGUAUCCACUUACUGCAGACAAACCCUGAGAUUGUUAAAAGAUGGAGUAAUGAGGUUCAAGAAGCUGUUCAAUCAAGAGCAGCCCUUGUGCAGUUUCAUGCUCUAGCAUUGCUCCACCAGGUACGACAAAAUGAUCGACUAGCUGUUAAUAAGCUGGUUAGUAGUUUGACUAGGGGAAGUGUGCGUUCACCUAUAGCCCAAUGCCUCUUGAUACGUUAUACCAGUCAGGUCAUUCGCGAGUCAGCCAAUAACACCCAAACAGGGGAUCGCCCUUUUUAUGAUUUUCUAGAGGGGUGUCUGCGCCACAAGGCUGAGAUGGUGAUUUUUGAGGCUGCUAGAGCAAUCACGGAGCUCAAUGGUGUGACAAGCCGAGAAUUGACACCAGCAAUCACAGUUCUUCAGCUUUUCUUAAGCUCUUUUAAGCCAGUGCUUAGAUUUGCUGCAGUUCGUACGCUGAACAAGGUUGCAAUGACUCAUCCGAUGGCUGUCACAAACUGCAAUAUUGACAUGGAGAGUUUGAUUUCUGACCAAAAUAGAAGCAUUGCCACACUUGCAAUCACUACCCUUCUCAAGACUGGAAAUGAGUCAAGUGUGGAUCGCCUGAUGAAGCAGAUAACUAAUUUUAUGUCUGAUAUUGCCGAUGAAUUUAAAAUUGUUGUUGUGGAAGCUAUAAGAUCACUGUGCUUAAAGUUUCCAUUGAAGCACAGAUCUUUGAUGAAUUUCUUAAGCAAUAUUCUAAGGGAAGAAGGUGGCUUUGAGUACAAAAAGGCCAUUGUAGAUUCAAUUGUGAUUCUAAUCAGAGAUAUCCCUGAAGCAAAGGAGACUGGAUUGCUUCAUUUGUGUGAGUUCAUUGAAGAUUGUGAAUUCACCUAUCUUUCUACACAGAUACUUCAUUUCUUGGGGAUUGAAGGCCCAAAAACCUCUGAUCCAAGCAAAUAUAUACGUUAUAUUUACAACCGCAUGCAUCUUGAGAAUGCCACUGUUUGGGCUGGUGCAGUGAGCACCCUAGCAAAAUUUGGUGCUAUGGUUGAUGGAUUGAAGCCCCACGUAUUUGUUCUCUUAAGACGCUGUCUCUUUGACACUGAUGAGGUUCGUGACAGGGCUACACUCUAUCUUAAUACACUCGGUGGUGAUGGUGCUGUUGUUGAAACUGGUGCAGAUGUAAAGGAGUUUCUCUUCGGUUCACUAGAUAUCCCUCUGAUGAACUUAGAGAACAGUUUGAAAAAUUAUGAGCCAUCAGAAAAGCCUUUUGACAUUAGUUCCGUGCCAAAGGAGGUCAAGAUCCAGCCACUUGCUGAGAAGAAAGCUCCAGGUAAAAAACCAACCGGUCUUGGUGCUCCUCCCCCUAGCCCGUCAUCAACUGUUGAUGCUUAUGAGAAGCUUCUUUCAUCAAUUCCUGAGUUUGCAAACUUUGGCAAGCUUUUCAAGUCCUCUCCACCUGUGGAGCUGACAGAAGCAGAAACAGAAUAUGCAGUUAAUGUUGUCAAACAUAUUUUUGAUGGUCAUGUUGUGUUUCAGUAUAACUGUACCAAUACCAUACCGGAGCAGUUGUUGGAGAAUGUCAUCGUUAUUGUGGAUGCUUCAGAGGCUGAGGAAUUUGCUGAAGUAGCUUCUAAGCCUUUAAGGUCGCUUCCAUAUGAUUCACCUGGACAGACCUUUGUGGCAUUUCAGAAGCCAGAUGGGGUCCCAGCUGUUGGAAAGUUUUCAAACAUGCUGAGGUUUAUCGUAAAAGAGGUUGAUCCAAGUACUGGUGUGGCUGAGGACGAUGGAGUUGAGGAUGAGUACCAACUGGAGGACCUUGAAGUUGUCGCAGCUGAUUAUAUGUUGAAGGUGGGCGUCUCUAAUUUCAGGAAUGCAUGGGAAAGCAUGGGCGCAGACUUCGAACGUGUAGAUGAAUAUGGCCUUGGCCCUAGGGAUAGCCUAGCUGAAGCCGUCAAUGCUGUCGUUGAUCUUCUUGGCAUGCAACCCUGUGAGGGCACAGAGGUUGUCUCUCCAAAUUCAAGGUCACACACUUGUCUUCUAUCCGGAGUGUACAUAGGCAAUGUGAAGGUGCUUGUACGACUGCAAUUCGGACUCGAUGGACCAAAGGACGUGGCCAUGAAACUCGCUGUUAGGUCCGAGGAUGAAACUGUUAGUGAUGCCAUUCACGAGAUUGUAGCCAGCGGCUAGUUUUGUCGUUUUUUCUCUUUUUUUGGGGUGAUUUUGUAUUGUGCUCCGAAGUCGAAUAAUUGUAGAGAGAUUGCAUGCGAUUGAUUCUGGGUUUUUGGGUUACAUUUUAAGCUACCAAUAAUACCCUGUACCAUGCAAAUCAAGCCCAUAGGAAGGAUUUUUGUUUUUAUUA
Hibiscus syriacus is the source of this 3002-nucleotide messenger RNA. Its product is annotated as coatomer subunit gamma-2-like. Gene Ontology annotation, molecular function: structural molecule activity. Gene Ontology annotation, biological process: protein secretion; intracellular protein transport; endoplasmic reticulum to Golgi vesicle-mediated transport. Gene Ontology annotation, cellular component: COPI vesicle coat; endoplasmic reticulum-Golgi intermediate compartment; Golgi membrane. Bases 434 to 2830 code for a protein of 798 amino acids. NCBI's taxonomy places the organism in Eukaryota, Viridiplantae, Streptophyta, Magnoliopsida, Malvales, Malvaceae. The record is from RefSeq and is a predicted model, not a curated record. The transcript is spliced from 18 exons.